Messenger RNA from Dictyostelium discoideum AX4, 1299 nucleotides. RefSeq lists its product as hypothetical. NCBI's taxonomy places the organism in Eukaryota, Evosea, Eumycetozoa, Dictyosteliales, Dictyosteliaceae. Bases 1 to 1299 code for a protein of 432 amino acids. The transcript is spliced from 4 exons. The record is from RefSeq and is a predicted model, not a curated record. Gene Ontology annotation, molecular function: acyltransferase activity.
AUGGAACCAUUAACAACUUCAACUUCAACAACAUCUUCAUCAUCAUCAUCAUCAUCAUCAUCAUCAUCAUCAUCAUCAUCAUCACCACCAAAACAAAGAAUACCAAAGAAAAGAUAUUUACAUGAUUAUGGUAGAUACUCAAGUGAAUUUAAUAGUGGAUUUCGUUUAUGGUUAGAGAAAUGGAAUAGAAGAAGUAUUUCAAUUUCAUUAAUUUUGAUAGUGUUGGUAGUACUCACAUUAUUAUUCCCAGUGUUAGCAAUUGUAGCAUUAGCAUUGGAUUUAUAUCAUUACAAACGUCGUAGAGGAUUAAAUUAUGUUAGAAUUUUAACAUUCUUUGAAUCCUAUUUAUUCAUAGAAUUAAUUGCAUUGAUUUCAACAUUUUUAAUCUACUUUAUUCAUUUAUUAUCAUUACUAGUUGUAAGUGAUCCUGGUAAAGCACGUUUCUUCCGUUGGAACUAUUGGUAUCAAUCUUGGUGGGGUGGUGAAAUGUUAUUUGGUUGGAGUUGUUAUCUCUUGGGUAUUGAUGUUCAAAUUGAAGUUGCUGGUGAUGUCAAUUCAUCUUUCAUUGCUCAUUACUAUGAUAAAGGUUUCAAAAAGAGAUUAGCUGAUUCUUUAGGUAUUGGUCCAAAAAUUAUCUUUUCGAGACAUGCCUCAUUUGCUGAUACUUUAGUACCACAAGGUAUUUUUUCAUUAUUUUAUCAUAUGAGAUAUAUUGUAAAGAAAGAAUUAUUAUGGGAUCCAGCACUUGAUGUUUCUGGUUCAAGAACACCAAACUUUUUCUUAUUUAGAGAUGCAGGUACAGAUGGAAUGGAGGUUGAAAUUGAAGCUAUUAAAUCAAUGGUAUCAGAUUUUAAACCAACUGAACCAGAUGUAACUUGUAUUUGGCCAGAAGGUACAAGAUUUUCAAAAUCAAAGAGAGAAAAAGUUUUAGAAAGUUUUAAGAAAAAGAAUGAUACUAAAAAUUAUGAAUUAGCAUCAAAUCUUAAACAUACAUUAUUACCAAGAGUUGGUGGUGUUUUAUCACUUUUAGAAGCAAAUCCAUGUGGUGAUAUUUUAUUCUGUUCUCAUUUUGGUAUGGAAGCAUCAUCAGAUUUUGGACAAAUGAUGAAUGGUGAGUUAUGUAAUAGAGUUGUAAAAAUUAAAUUUGAACAAAUUAAAUAUAAAGAUAUUCCAAAGACUAAACAAGAAAGAAUUGACUGGUUAUUACGUAAAUGGGUUGAUAUUGAUCAAUGGAUUGAUCAACAAGAUAAACUUUAUAAAAAUGAAAAACUAUCUUUAAAAAAGAAGAAAUCUGAAUAG